This is a messenger RNA of Porites lobata, 953 nucleotides long. Lineage: Eukaryota; Metazoa; Cnidaria; Anthozoa; Scleractinia; Poritidae. The record is from the annotation of a GenBank genome assembly.
AGUUAAUGCAAUUGCUCAAAGAAUGUUACGGAUCAUUGCUCUUACUGGUUAUUUUCUGGAGUAAACACAGAGAGGGAACUGAUACUUGCUACAGUGGGUGUUUUCAGCGAGAAAGAGACCUCGGCACAGAAAUCGGACACCAUUUGCCCAUAUCAAAGGCGUGAACUCGGGAGUGUUUGGCGGCGUAGCUCUACUAAGUACUGAUUACAGCCCCUCAGAUUACCAAACGUCGUGGCCUUCAGAUCUCCCGGAUUGAUUUUUCUGAGUCACAGGCAAGAAAAGGUGCAUGCGAUCGCAAGGCAGCUACGAUAAAGUCGCACAUGGCAGUGCAUCUGAAUUCCGGACACGACAUUGACAUGGCUGCACAGACGAAGGAAGCCAUUGAGUCUUGUGGUGGUGUUCGCGGCGUGAGCGUGAAGGUUUACAGUCCUCCUGACGCUCCAUCCAACAAGAGCACGAAAUGGCAAAAGUGGAGCUACGUCAGUAACCUCCACUUCAGCCAUGACGGGAUAAGACCUUGGAGAGCCUACGACAUUGGGCCUGGGAAAAGUGUUCCAUGGACAAAGUUCAGUGUUCCUGAAGAAUGCGAACGUCCGGCAAUAGAGGCUAGUCCUUUGAUGAGCGAGGCCAGUGCGAGCUUUGUUCCAUUAAGACCGAGACGAACAGGUGGCCAUUCUCCUGUGACAGAGAAAGAAGACAUUUCCGAAAGUGAAGAUGAGUCAAUCGAUACCCUGUCUUCUGCAAUCAAUUCUCGAUUAUUUACGUGCCGGGAAGAGGAAUGCAUCAAGUCUUUUAUGCGGCAUUCAUCGCUUGUUAAACACUGCUGUUUAGACUGUGAAAAACAUAAGCGUAAACUAGAGCACGAAACACUCUAUGACAAGGCCAUAAUAGAAUACGCGACUAAACUGGACUCUGGCGCGAGCAAAAUUCCAUGCGGUGGUAGAGGGAAGUAG